This is a messenger RNA of Ctenocephalides felis (cat flea), 4440 nucleotides long. Its product is annotated as serine-rich adhesin for platelets-like. Gene Ontology annotation, cellular component: focal adhesion. The record is from RefSeq and is a predicted model, not a curated record. Bases 1 to 4440 code for a protein of 1479 amino acids. Lineage: Eukaryota; Metazoa; Arthropoda; Insecta; Siphonaptera; Pulicidae. Gene Ontology annotation, molecular function: actin filament binding. The transcript is spliced from 23 exons.
AUGCCUUCCCCAAGGAUUGUCAUAGAUAGCCCUGAAGAAGAUUUAAAAUCGUUGGUUAACCGUGGACGACCAGCAUUUUUGAUGGAAGAUUUCGAGGAACGCCCAGCUACAUCCACCCUUUCCUUAGAACAAACUAUCACAACUGUAGAUAGUAAAGAAGAAGUAGGACGAAGAAAAGAUUUGUCUUCAUCCCAAGAGGCAUGCUCAAGAUCUUUUGAUGAAAUUUUGGAAGGUUUUGAUGAAGAUACAGGAAUCAUCGAUGAGAUUUUGCACUCUUCUAGUUCCUUUGGAAUGAGGGAUAUUAAUAGAUUAGAAGACUUGGUUCAAGAUAUGUCUAAUGCUAUUGAUGAGAAUUUGAGGGCCCAGAUUUCGCCUGAUAGUUCGGCUACGUGCGAACUGAGCAGUGGUAGUGGUGAUUACCAAACAAAUUCCACUUCUAGCGCAACUGCUGACGUCACUAGUCGACGCCGCAGAGACGCCCAAAAGCACAAAAUGUCUGCUGCCAAAACGAAAAAAUGUGACGCAAUAACAGCAUCCGCAACAGCAGCAACCACUAACGGUGACGCCACACCUCCAUCUUCACCGCCGUUCUAUGUCAUACCAGACGACGUCACCAUGUCUCUAGAAGCAGCAAUCGAGAAUGAGAUGCGGUUAAGAGGAUUAAAAGAGAAAGAAAACAAUUUAACUAACCAGGAUUUAGUUAGAUCACCAGUCGCUGAUUGUUUGAGUAGUCCAGACGAGUUGUGGUGCGCCAGAAAUAAAGAUUUUGAUGCCCUAGUCGAGUCGCCUUCGGAUCAAGCAAGUGACAAAUUCGAAACAUUGCUCUGUGCUUCAAACGAAGACUUAGAUGGCAGGGUCUCCUUGACAGAUUUGUUAAGUCAGGACGAAGGCAGUGAAGCCGAAUACGAAACAAUGAAAACUCAAAUGAAAGUAUUGCAAUCUACAGUAGUUAUGCAACCUAAAGAUGACUCAAGUAGCCCCAUAGAAGAGGUUGCACCACGGGACCAAACAAAUGACAUAGACCUCUUAACAGAUACAAGAAAUAUAAGCAAACCGGAUGCUACUCAAAUACGUUUAGAUUUAACACCAGACGUGGUCAGAAAUUUUAGGACCAAGAAGUUUUUCGAAUCGGAUACAGACGAUGCUGUACUUUCAGAAAUAUUUUCAAGAACUAUCAGUUCUGCAGGAGCUACACCAACAGAUGAUGAGUUUGGAACAGGUCAGAAAGAAAUGACACCCCCAAUGCCUUCCCCAAGGAUUGUCAUAGAUAGCCCUGAAGAAGAUUUAAAAUCGUUGGUUAACCGUGGACGACCAGCAUUUUUGAUGGAAGAUUUCGAGGAACGCCCAGCUACAUCCACCCUUUCCUUAGAACAAACUACUAUCACAACUGUAGAUAGUAAAGAAGAAGUAGAGGGUGAUAGUUCUACUAAUUGGAUGACUGUAGAAGAAGCUGUUCAAGAAAAACAAGUUGGAAACUCUGGAGCAGUAGUCUUAAAUGAAAACGAAUUCUUAGCUGAACGUUUGACAACUGAAUCACACGAAGGAAGUCUUACAGAAUCACAAAUCCAGGAUGAUAUUUUAGACAAAUCACUAGAAUAUUCAGAUGAAUAUGUGCUUAAAACAGACGAAGAAAAAGAUUUGUCUUCAUCCCAAGAGGCAUGCUCAAGAUCUUUUGAUGAAAAUUUGGAAGGUUUUGAUGAAGAUACAGGAAUCAUCGAUGAGAUUUUGCACUCUUCUAGUUCCUUUGGAAUGAGGGAUAUUAAUAGAUUAGAAGACUUGGUUCAAGAUAUGUCUAAUGCUAUUGAUGAGAAUUUGAGGGCCCAGAUUUCGCCUGAUAGUUCGGCUACGUGCGAACUGAGCAGUGGUAGUGGUGGUAAAGCUCCGGGCGUUGAUUCUAACAAUGCUACUAACAUUGCUGCUAGAAAUGCUAAUUGCGCUUUAGAGCGCCUCGUCCAAUGCGAGUCCUCGACGACCACAGUGACGACGACAUCAACAUCUUCGUCAUCAUCAGCAGUCACCACUAAGAAUGAAGAAAUCGUGUCUUCUAAAAAGGUCACAACCAAAGCUACUGCCAAUGGUGAGAUGAUCACCAAUGGAGGCACUGGUGAUGCAGCAACUCCUAAGAAGAAAACGAAGAAGAGCAAGAAAGAAAAGGGAGAGGCUGAGAAGGAAAAUAUUAGUGUGAACGAAAUCGAAGUCUGUCCUCGAAAGAUUGAUAUUCCUUCAAGACCUGUACCAAGCGAUUUGCCCAGAUAUGAAGAUGAUCUUUCUAAUAUCAACGUCAAACAUUUGAAACAAAAUUACUGUAUUGAAAGCUCUAGACAGAAUCAAGAGGCCAACCUGAAGAAUCAUCAAACAGGACAAAAACCACCACCCGUUAUUAACACGGGAGUUUCAAUAAAACAACUGAAAUCCAGCUUCAACAAAUUUGAUGCUUUGCAAAAGAAAAGUUUGGCCAACUCAAAAUCAAGCAGUGACCUGAAAUCCCCAGAUGGUACUAAUGGAUUGGAAAAUGAAAAGAAAUGCAAAGGCUGCUCUCGUGUUGUUUUCCAGAUGGAACAAAUUAAAGCCGAAAACAGAGUAUAUCACAAGAACUGUUUCAGAUGCAAAGAUUGCAAUAAACAACUCACUGUGGAUACAUAUGAAAGCCACGAGAGCGAACUAUAUUGCAAGCCUCACUUUAAAGCAUUGUUUGCCCCGAAGGUGAUCGAAGACUCUCAGCCCAAAGUACCCCGUAAGCACGAAAUGAUUAUAAGAGAAAAUCAGCCCAUGGAGUUGCCCCCGGAUGUUGUUAGAGCUUCAGACAAGCCCGAUUUGACUCUGGAAUUAGAAGAAUUGAAUUCGUUGAACGUGCGUUCAAGGUUCCAGGUUUUCGAACAAGGAUCACAGGAGAGCCAGGAAUUAGAAAGGACUCCAAGUGUCGUCAACGUUAAACGAAGCCCCUCGAUAUUAUCAAAACUUGUCAAAUUCCAGAGGAAGGGCAUGGACGUGGGAAUAUCUGAUGAUGUCUUAAAUGGUUCGGUUCCUUAUGAAAUAUCUUCAGACGAAGACAAAAGUGACAGCGAUGCUGAUGGCGAUGAAGAUGGCGAAGAAGAUCCAGUGUUGGCCAGAGCUAAGAGGCGAUCUGCUCGUUCCGAACUGGCCGUGUCUUUUGCCAAAACUUCAGAUAUCAAACAAAAAUUCGAAGGCCAUCAGACAAUGACCAAGGAAGAAAGGCGAGAGGAGCGCAAGCAGGAGAUUCAGAGCAUACGCUCCAGGCUUUUCAUGGGCAAACAAGCUAAAAUCAAAGAGAUGUACCAACAAGCUGUGGCUGAAAGUGAACAGGGCAUAACGUCUUCGAAGAAGCCACCAGUGGUGGAGACAUGCGAAAAGGCUAAAUCGAUCAUGGAGAAGUUUGAGAAAGGAGAAGCAUUUGUAAGCGCACGCGAAAAUGAUCAGGAAGCUAAGGGUAUCGAACAGGAGGACAUGUCCGUAUUUGACGCUGGUAUCUGCAAAAAGUCUCGAUCGAUGUUCUUGGAAUUGGACGCAAGUGCCGCCAAGAGCGCCCAAUCGCCCCACACGCCACACGCACCACGCACACCGGAACUAAAGAAAUCAAAUACUCAGGUUUUCAACCCCGAAGACGUGGUGAAGAGUAGCGAAACGAGAGAAGAGAUCAAAAUCGAGACUGCAGAAAUUUCGAGCAAAUUCAAAUUCUUUGAGACUUAUCAACCUAAAAGUGUUGAGAGAAAGCCAUUUAGAAUCACGCCUCCCAGAGAGGGCGUUGUUAAGACCGAAUCACCAGAACGAGAAGUCUACAGGGAUCCAUCCAUUGUCACUUCUGACAACAAGAGUAAUGAUGAAAAUGGUGAUGAUCCAGAAAUUGCCGAAAAGAGCCACACCGCUACUAAAAUGUUGAAUAUCUUCAGACAGAUGGAAGAACGAAAGGAAACACAGCCACAAGGUCCUAAACCCUUGAAGAGGUUUACACCUCCUCCAGAGGAGACCCCAAGGAGGUUCCUGGAUACCAAUGACCAGAGUGACAACUCUGGUGUUACUGACAGUGAUACUGAUGAUGAAGUUCAAAAUGAAAAUGAACCUCAGAAUGGUCACCAUCAGAAUGGUGUCGGUAGGGAUGGUGUUGAUUAUGUUAAAGCGAGUGACAAGUGUGAGGAUGAAUUUUUGAAACAGGCAAGAAAUGAAGCAAGAGCCAAACAACUCAGAGCCAAAUUUGAGAAAUGGGAAAGCAAUGAAAUCAAAAGGGAACAAAGUACGAUAAAUGUUCUUGAAGAGUGCCAAACUGAAAAUAAUGACUCACAAUUAGAAAGUGCCAAAAGUCUGCGGGAUAGAUUUGAAUCAAUGCGCGAGAUGACGAAUCAAAUGAACAAGUCACCACGUGUAAAAGUGAAUCGAUUUGUGAUGUGCAUGAGUUUGAAACGUCUUUUCUUUGCUAAUGAUUAA